Molecule: messenger RNA, 839 nt
Organism: Xenopus laevis (African clawed frog)
Lineage: Eukaryota; Metazoa; Chordata; Amphibia; Anura; Pipidae
Product: alpha-2-macroglobulin-like protein 1
Exons: 5
Coding region: 97-678 (193 amino acids)
Source: RefSeq, a predicted model, not a curated record
UGAGUUGUGUUGGAAGGAGGGUGGGCUGCUCAUUUAAGUAAAACUGCAGUGUGUCUGGUGGAACAGAAGGACAGUUAACACGGAGCUACAAACACAAUGUUACUAAGGGCCCUCCAUGUGGCGCUCCUCCUGCUGCUGCAACUCUCUGGGACACUGGAGGCAAAGCUGCAAUAUGCAGUUAUCUUCCCCGCAGAGAUGGUCUUUCCUCGUUCUGAACAAGCCUGUGUGCACCUGGAGGGGGCGGAAGGAGAAAGCCAGAUACAACUCACCCUUCAGAUGACCAAAAGUAACACAAGAAGUGUUGUGAUAGAGAAGUCAUCACAGCAGAAAUCCUACUUCAGAUGCAUUUUAUUUGAGGUGCCGCCUCCCUCUGAAGGGAAGGAAGAAGUGGCCACCAUGCAGGUUUCUAUCCAGAGUGGAGGGGAGACAAUAAGCAACAGCAGUAAAGUCCUGGUGAAGAGAGCAAGAACCAGUCUUUUCAUUCAAACAGACAAAGCUGUGUACAAACCAGGACAGACAGUAAGGUUCCGAGUGGUUUCCCUUAAAGAAAACCUCCAACCAGGAGAAGGUCAGGUGCCAACCAUCGAAUUACAGGUAUGCAUAAUGCUGUACUGUGAAUCAGUAGCCAUUGUAUGUUUGACUGGUGAAAGUUACUACGAAUUUCUACAAAUAAAUUAAGAAUAUUAGAAGGUUUUUAGGCUCCCCAAUGAAAAGUAAAAGAUAAGUCUGACAGUGUAACUUUUUGGAGCAUAUUUUUUUUUUUUAACAAUUCUUUUAUUGAAACUUAUUAUACAGUCAGUUAACACAUAAAAUUAAAACUUAAACGUCAUAAACAAUAA